UCAGUCAGUGCUGAGAUGAGCUAGAAGUCAGUACGCGGUCAGUCGGCAUGCCAAAGGGGCUUGACCCAUUCCUUUAGUUAUUUUUUUGUGCAUACUUCAACAUCGAAAUGUCUCCUUCGGAAUCACCUCGGUUUUUCUCUGAGAAGGAGGUAGCCAAUCAUUCCACCAAAAACUCAUGUUGGGUAUUAACGGGGACGAGAAUUUAUGAUGUGACGGGAUUCCUUCGUAUUCACCCGGGCGGAGAGGCUCUAAUAUUAAGCCGGUCAGGGAAUGAUAUCAGGAUGGAGAUGGCGGGACCCCCACACCUGCACUCGGAGAACGCAAGGCGGUGGAUGGAACAGUACUACAUCGGAGAGCUGGACACAGACGGUAGUGCCGAUGAAAUACAGACGGCGAGGGAGAGGAAGAAGACAGUGGAUGAGGAGACUUCACCCAUUAGCAAAUGCAGUCAAGUCAACCUGGACACGGACCUGGUGGACUGGCAGAAGCCCCUGGCCUGGCAGGUGGGCAACCUGGGAGAGAAAUACGAGACCUGGGUGCACCAGCCUGUGAAUCGGCCCAUUCGCCUGUUUGGGAACGAGUUCAUGGAGGCCAGCACCAAGACAUCCUGGUAUAUGGUCCCUGCUGUGUGGAUGCCACUGGUGUUCUAUCUCAGCUGGUACUGCUACACCACCUUGGCUCAGGAGACAACCAGACUAUUCGCCAGCACAGACUAUUCCUUCCUGGUGCACAAGUACAGCUUUCCGCUCAUCUUUGUGAUGGGCAUGGUCACGUGGACCUUCAUCGAAUAUUGCGUCCAUCGCUUCGUCUUUCACAUGCGCCCGCCCGCCCACAACUAUUACCUCAUCACCAUUCACUUCCUGCUGCACGGACAGCAUCAUAAGUCUCCCUACGAUGGCUCCCGCCUAGUCUUUCCUCCUUGCCUGGCCUCAGUGGUGAUAGGCAGCUUCUACCUGCUGCUGACCAAGUCCUUCCCUGAGGCCUUAGGGGUGUCCCUGUUUGUGGGGGGGCUGUUUGGGUACGUGGUGUACGACAUGAUCCAUUACUACCUUCACUACGGCUCCCCCCAGAAAAACUCCUACCUGUACAGCCUCAAGGCAUACCACGUCAAGCACCACUUUGAAAACCAAAGAGCAGGAUUUGGAAUCAGCACCACAUUGUGGGACUAUCCGUUCAACACACUGAUCCCUGAACAGACCUUUCAGAAGACCCAACUUACUCUACUCUCCACUGGGGGGCGACCUUCACCCAUCCCUCUUAGACCUGGCAAUCAACCCCUUCAAUGACGCCACACCCUUUGACCCCAGCCUGUCCCUAUAGUCUGUCUGUCUGUCUGUCCUUGUCUUUGUCUCUGGCUGGCUCUGGCUGCUUCGAACAAAACACAACACAACAACACACACUUCUCCAAUAUGUUCCACCUGUCAGUCAAAGAAGAAAGGUAUCUUUUCAGAACUGGAGAGAUGGAGGUUCGGGGUGAUUCUGUAUGUUUUGUUUAUAAUCGACAACAUUAUCAAAUGAAGGUUGUAUGACUAUAAUGCAGUAAGGAGGAUGAUACAUGCAGUCACAGGAUAUAACAGUCAACAUCCCGCCAGAGACCGUAUAGCCAUCAAACUCAACUCUGGACCUUGAAGUCAGUUCCACUGGGUUUUUCAUUGUUCCCCUCUAAUAAGGGACUGAUUUAGACCUGGGACAUCAGGUGGGGUAAAUUCAUUAUCAGGCAGAACAGAAUACCAGCAGGCUCCGGACCUCGUAGGGUAAGAGUUUACCAACGCUGCAGUAGAGAGAGAAUAAGUGAGAGAGGGAAUGUGAAUGUGGAAGAGAGGAUAAAGAGUGAUGUUUAGGAGGGUGAAAGUUAGAGAUUAUAGUUGUCCUUAUAUACAGUUGAAGUUGUAAGUUUACAUACACUUAGGUUGGGGUCAUUAACUUGUUUUUCAACCACUCCACAAAUUUCUUGUUAACGAACUAUAGUUUUGGCAAGUCAUUUAGGACAACUACUUUGUGCAUGCCACAAGUCAUUUUUCCAACGAUUGUUUAUAGACAGAUUAUUUCACUUAUAAUUCACUGUAUCACACUUCCAGUGGGUCAGACGUUUACAUACACUAAGUUGACUGUGCCUUUUAAACAGCUUGGAAAAUUCUAGAGAUUGAUGUCAUGGCUUUAGAAGCUUCUGAUUGACAUCAUUCGAGUCAAAUGGAGGUGUACCUGUGGAUGUAUUUCAAGGCCUACCUUCAAACUCAGUGCCUCUUUGCUUGACUUCAUGGGAAAAUCAAAAGAAAUCAGCCAAGACCUGAGAAAAAAAUUGAAGGUACCACACUCAUCUGUACAAACCAUAGUAUGCAAGUAUAAACACCAUGGGACCACACAGCCAUCAUACCGCUCAGGAAGGAGACGUGUUCUGUCUCCUAGAAAUGAACGUACUUUGGUGCGAAAAGUGCAAAUCUAUCCCAGAACAACAGCAAAGUACCUUGUGAAGAUGCUGGAGGAAACCGGUACAAACGUAUCUAUAUCCACAGUAAAACAGGUCCUAUAUCGACAUAACCUGAAAGGCCGCUCAGCAAGGAAGAAGCCACUGUUCCAAAACUGCCAUAAAAAUAUUCUAGACUAUGGUUUGCAACUGCACAUGGGGACAAAGAUUGUACUUUUUGGAGAAAUGUCCUCUGGUCUGAUGAAACAAAAAUAGAGCUGUUUGGCCAUAAUGACCAUUGUUAUGUUUGGAGGAAAAAGAGUGAUGCUUGCAAGCCGAAGAACACCAUGUCAACUGUGAAGCAUGGGGGUGGCAGCAUCAUGUUGUGGGGGUGCUUUGCUGCAGGAGGGACUGGUGCACUUCACAAAAUAGAUGACAAUAUGAGGAAGGGAAAUUAUGUGGAUACAUUGAAGCAACAUCUCAAGACAUCAGUCAGGAAGUUAAAGCUUGGUUGCAAAUGGGUCUUCCAAAUGGACAAUGACCCCAAGCAUACUUCCAAAGUUGUGGCAAAAUUGCUUAAGGACAACAAAGUCAAGGUAUUGGAGUGGCCAUCACAAAGCCCUGACCUCAAUCCUAUAGAAAAUUUGUGGGCAAAACUGAAAAAGUGUGUGCGAGCAAGGAGGCCUUACAAACCUGACUCCGUUACACCAGCUCUGUCAGGAGGAAUUCACCCAACCUAUUGUGGAAAGCUUGUGGAAGGCUACCUGAAAUGUUUGACCCAAGUUAAACUAUUUAAAGACAAUGCUCCCAAAUACUCAUUGAGUGUAUGUAAACGUCUGACCCACUGGGAAUGUGAUGAAAUAAAUUAAAGUUGAAAUAAAUCAUUCGCUCUACUAUUAUUCUGCAAUUUCACAUUCUUAAAAUAAAGUGGUGAUCCUAACUGACCUAAGACAGGGACAUUUUCCUAUGAUUAAAUGUCAGGAAUUGUGAAAAACUGAGUUUAAAUGUCUUUGGCUAAGGUGUAUGUAAACUUCCGACUUCAACUGUACAUCUAAGCUGUCCAGGUUUAUACCUUUUAAGAAAAUUCAGGAAAGUCCCUUCUCUAUCCCUGGAGUGUUUAUGCAGCUAGAGGUCAAGAGGUAGUAAUACUUUUAGUAACGCUUAGUAACAUUGUUAUGGGGACUUAACCCCAUUCUCAACAUUAUAUCACAGCUAUGCUGUUUUGACACAGAAAAUUGCUGUUGACAGCGUGUGCCCACUGAAUUCACUGAUGGUUAGUCUGUAGUGUCUUUCUUAAACUGGGGUAUUUCCUUUUCAAAUCUGUGGGAAGGUAUGGAGGGAGCUGAUUUAGUCUUUCACUAUGUUGAGAAUCAUUUAUAUUUCAACAAUGUCUUUCUAUUCAGUAAUGGUAUGAAUAAAUGUAUAGAAAUAUUCAUACAAACAAAGGGAGACUGCAUCUUUCCCUUUCCAUCUCUCUCCUAUACACUCUGGUUUGUUGUUGACAUGACAAAUGAAGCAUCAGAAUGAGUUGAUGUUUUACUAGGUGGAGAGAGAUGGAGUGAGAGGAAGAUGGAUGUGUGUUGUCAUGGAUACAGAGACAGAACACUGAGGGCAUGAGGCCAGUCUAUCAGGCCUCCUGCUGAAGGGAGGAGCACAUGGCUACAGAAUGGAACUGAUAAGGACUCCACUAUAGGUUCCUGUGCCCCUCUCUGCAUGUAGGAUGACGAUCUUGCAUCAGACUAAACCACAGGGGAGGCUUUCGGUUCAAUUCCAGGCCGAUCCUCGACUGUUCUGACUAGUUUUAUAUCCUAAAGUUUCUAGCCUUUUUACCAUCUUCUGCAAUCCAUAUGUUUUUGUUCAUUCCCUUAUUCCCCCUUUUCAUUUGUCCUUUGGGUGAAGCCGCUAAAGAUAACCCCAAAAACUCCUACAUUUCCUCAGGGGACCAUGGAGAGAGGAGACUGUGACAGGGGACUGGGGCCUCACAAAGUACAUGCGUCUCACAGUGAUUUGAACCAUUAGGUCAUAACGUAGUGUGUGUGUAUAUAUAUAUAUAUAUCAGUGAGGGGGAAAAGUAUUUGAUCCCCUGCUGAUUUUGUAUGUUUGCCCACUGACAAAGAAAUGACCCAUCUAUAAUUUUAAUGGUAGCUUUAUUUGAAUAGUGAGAGACAGUAUAACAACAACAAAAAAUCCAGAAAACACACGUCAAAAAUGUUAUAAAUUGAUUUGCAUUUUAAUGAGGGAAAUACUUAUUUGACCCCCUCUCAAUCAAAAAGAUUUCUGGCUCCCAGGUGUCUUUUAUACAGGUAACGAGCUGAGAUUAGGAGCACAGUGUGCUCCUAAUCUCAGUUUGUUACCUGUAUAAAAGACACCUGUCCACAGACGCAAACAAUCAAUGAGAUUUCAAACUCUCCACCAUGGCCAAGACCAAAGCGCUCUCCAAGGAUGUCAGGGACAAGAUUGUAGACCUUCACAAGGCUGGAAUGGACUACAAGACCAUCGCCAAGCAGCUUGGUGAGAAGGUGACAACAGUUGGUGUGAUUAUUCGCAAAUGGAAGAAACACAAUAGAACUGUCAAUCUCCCUCGGCAUGGGGCUCCAUGCAAGAUCUCACCUUGUGGAGUUGCAAAGAUCAUGAGAACGGUGAGGAAUCAGCCCAGAACUACACGGGAGGAUCUUGUCAAUAAUCUCAAGGCAGCUGGGACCAUAGUCACCAAGAAAACAAUUGGUAACACACUACGCCGUGAAGGACUAAAAUCCUGCAGCGCCCGCAAGGUCCCCCUGCUCAAGAAAGCACAUAUACAUGCCUGUCUUAAGUUUGCCAAUGAACAUCUGAAUGAUUCAGAGGACAACUGGGUGAAAGUGUUGUGGUCAGAUGAGACCAAAAUGGAGCUCUUUGGCAUCAACUCAACUCGCUGUGUUUGGAGGAGGAGAUAUGCUGCCUAUGACCCCAAGAACACCAUCCCCAAUGUCAAACAUGGAGGUGGAAACAUUUUGCUUUCCGGGUGUUUUUCUGCUAAGGGGACAGGACAACUUCACCGCAUCAAAGGGACGAUGGACAGGGCCAUGUACUGUCAAAUCUUGGGUGAGAACCUCCUUCCCUCAGCCAGGGCAUUGAAAAUGGGUCGUGGAUGGGUAUUCCAGCAUGACAAUGACCCAAAACACACAGCCAAGGCAACAAAGGAGUGGCUCAAGAAGAAGCACCUGGCCUAGCCAGUCUCCAGACCUUAAUCCCGUAGAAAAUCUGUGGAGGGAGCUGAAGGUUUGAGUUGCAAAACGUCAGCCUCGAAACCUUAAAGACUUGGAGAAGAUCUGCAAAGAAGAGUGGGACAAAAUCCCUCCUGAGAUGUGUGCAAACCUGUUGGCAAACUACAAUAAAUGUCUGACCUCAGUACUUGGUGGCAAAAUCCUUGUUGGCAAUCACAAAGUCAUGUUUUGCAGAGGGGUCAAAUACUUAUUUCCCUCAUUAAAAUGCAAAUCAAUUUAUAACAUUUUUGACAUGUGUUUUUAUGGAUUUUUUGUUGUUGUUGUUAUUCUGACUCUCACUGUUCAAAUAAACCAUUGAAAUUAUAAACUGAUCCUUUCUUUGUCAGUGGGCAAACGUACAAAUAUAUAUAUCACUACAGCUAAGGAGACGUCCUGGGUCCACAGUCUCCUAUCACCUCCAUUGGGGCUUGAUGGGGGUGAUUUAUAUGCCAAGAGAGUAAUUCUUCAUCACAUAAAUAUGUGUAAUCCAGUAUUUGCUUUACUGUAUAAAAUCCUCCUCCUUGCAGUCAUUUAAAUGGGGGUGGGAGUGGUCUGUUUGGAACUCAGGUCAGGUUUGGGGUCAGGACUCAGGGUCUGGUCGUGUUCACGUUGUGUUCGGACAGAGAACUGUCAGUGGAGGAUCAGUAAGAUACCCGGAUUAGCAUCAAGAACUCAUCUCACAGUAGUGACUAUGCACAUUCAAGACAAUAUUUGUACCUGUGCUUAUGACUUUUGUAUGAUUAACAUUUCAUGACUUGAUGAAGAACCAAAUAUUGUUGUGAUAUGAUAAUAAGGAUGAUAAUAAGGAUGCUGAUGGUGUUGAUAAUAAUGGCAUCUGAGUUUGGCAUGCCCCCUCCCCCCUCCUCUGUAUCAACACCCACCCUAUAGCCUUUGACUGGACCAAGCAUCUUGCUGAGCAGCCACCUGUUGUGUUAAAGUACUAUAGGCCUGUAGGUACAUUUUUCUAUAUUUAUUAACAACUUGUAAGCUUUGAUUCUGACAAAUGAAAUUCUCUGCUCAAUUAUGCAAUAAUAUUGUAAAAUCAGUUUAGCACAUGUUUUGCCUUUUGUUUUGGAAUUUCAAAUGUCUAUGCAAAUGGAGAAGUAUCAGUAAAUAAAUGUCUUUAUAUUUCUGA
Messenger RNA from Oncorhynchus nerka (sockeye salmon), 6781 nucleotides. Its product is annotated as fatty acid 2-hydroxylase-like. Lineage: Eukaryota; Metazoa; Chordata; Actinopteri; Salmoniformes; Salmonidae. The transcript has 7 exons. The record is from RefSeq and is a predicted model, not a curated record. Gene Ontology annotation, biological process: fatty acid metabolic process; lipid biosynthetic process. Gene Ontology annotation, molecular function: heme binding; iron ion binding; fatty acid 2-hydroxylase activity. Gene Ontology annotation, cellular component: endoplasmic reticulum; membrane. Bases 108 to 1286 code for a protein of 392 amino acids.